Crotalus tigris (Tiger rattlesnake) is the source of this 1916-nucleotide messenger RNA. RefSeq names its product dendrocyte expressed seven transmembrane protein (gene DCSTAMP). Gene Ontology annotation, cellular component: membrane. The transcript is spliced from 3 exons. The coding region runs from base 118 to 1551 and encodes 477 amino acids. The record is from RefSeq and is a predicted model, not a curated record. Lineage: Eukaryota; Metazoa; Chordata; Lepidosauria; Squamata; Viperidae.
AUUUGGCUACAUGCUUAUUAAGGGCCUGAAUAAAGCUCUAUGUUGAAGGAUUAAUUUCCUUUGUUGUUGUUUUAUUUCCACCAAGUGAAUGUACUGGAUCUCUGAAGUAUAAAGAAAAUGGAUUUUGUCACUUUUCUCCAGCAAUCAUGGGAACUCUUUGUGACCCAGAGGAAGAUGAGCUGGAAAUAUAAGCUGAUCCUCUUUGCUCUUUGCACCUCCAUCAGUUUAAUAGCAAACCUGUUCCUGCUUCUACCUGGGUAUUCCUUCCUAUUGGACUAUCCAAUGCUUUCUAUCAUCACAGUCAAUAUUUUAUGGAUUCUCCUGUCUGCAAAUCUGUACUUUUUCCGGUCUCUUCGCUGCUUUGUGGUGAUAUUCUUUCUAUCUUGCGGAUUACGCGAAGGCAGAAACACUCUCAUUGCUGCUGGAACUGCUAUGGUGGUUGCUGGCAACAUCCAAAAUAUUUUUUUUAACCUGAAGCAGCUGGCAGAUAGUGUGACUUGUACUCUCGAUUCCCAGAAUUGGACUUUCCUUAACCUCACCCAUCUUAAAGCAAUUCGGUGGAUUUACAGUCAAUUGAAGAUUACAGAACAUCUAUUUGUGGUGCGUGACAGCUUAAAUGUGUCUUUCUUGGUUUCAGAUGAAAACCUGAAGUUGCAGCUGGAAAAAACAAGACUGGGCAUUCAUAACAUUACUAGCCAGAUCUCCUCCAUAAUAGCUCUACAGUCCUUUUUGGGCAAGAAAGUGCUGCCUUUUUUGGGGACAAUUUUGGUUCUGCUUGGGACGUAUCUCUUCAUCCGAAACUUCCUGAGCCCACAGACCAUCAAGUUUAAGAAUACGUACAUUACACGAGGGCUCAUCAAGUACAAUGAACAAGUAUGGCAGCAGCAAAAGCUCUCAGUGCUGCCCCUGAGUAAAGAAGAAAAAAAUGUAUACUCGAUGGUACCAUCUUUUUGCCAAACACCUAAAGAAAGGAAAUGCACAGCACGCUUUUUUCUCCCUGUGCUUGCUAACCUUUGCAUUUGGGUCCUGUUUGCAGCAGUAGAUUAUUUGCUUUACAGGCUCAUUUUUUCCGUGAGCAAGCAUCUCCAUGAUUUCCCUGAGCUAGAGGUCCACUUCAAAUUGUAUUACCAUAAAAAUGCAGCUAAAUUCAUCCUGAACAAUGGGGAGAUUGUUGACAAGACCAUUUACUUUAAGAUGCCUCUUUUUGAGGAGAACUGCAUUCCCAAACCAGAGAUAUCCCUCUCUACUAUAUGGAUCCAGCUUGGAAUUAUUUUGUUCUUUCUAAUAGUGUUGGGGCUUCUGACUUCUACACUCACACAACUUAAAAUAUUAGUGGCAACUGCAUUCUUUCCAAGCACAGACAUGAAACGGAUAAAGUAUCUGCACACAAAAUUAUUAAACAGAAGAUCCAAGUUCUCCAAGAAAAACAUGAAAAGGAAACUUAAUUCAUUUGCAAAGUUGCAUUUUUGGUUUCCCAUCCUCCAGGCACUGGGAAAUGCCAGGAAGAAAGAAACAAAUGUGGAAAAAGAAAAUCCUGUUUUACAGCAUUAGCCACAGGUUCUCAAGCUCAACAUUUUGCCUGGUGAAGAGCUCCUGAACUUGAAAUGUUUGUGUGUGUUUUGCCUUAAUAUGAAAUUUGGAAACAUUAAAGAAAUGCAAGGCUCUAUUAGUAAAAAUAAAUCAAAAACAUUUGCUUUAUUUUGUUUGUACUGGUUCACAUUUGACUGCAAAAUUGUGCCAUUUAGCUUAAGAUCAUUCAAUUGAGCAGACUAUUUUUGACACCCCAUCAAAACAUUAUUUCCUUUAAAAACAAAAACAAAAAACGGAGGUCAUUGUAAUGAGAAAAGCCAAGAUUGAGAUUAGAAUGAUGUUACUGUUAAGAGAUUUAUUUGUAAUUAAUGUAAAUAUGGACUGAG